Messenger RNA from Aureobasidium musti, 831 nucleotides. The record is from the annotation of a GenBank genome assembly. NCBI's taxonomy places the organism in Eukaryota, Fungi, Ascomycota, Dothideomycetes, Dothideales, Saccotheciaceae.
AUGAGGAGGGUAGUAAUGUUCAGGACGAAUGAGGAAGUCGUCAGAGGGCAAGAGGUGGGGAGGAUGAGGUCCAAGCGCAUCGAGCGCCAAGAGCAGUCGACGGGCAGCGGAUGCGACAUUCAAGCAACCAUCGACGACCUUGUUCUUGUCCAUAUAAUCACACAUACCGCCGCCAUGCCGAGCAUUACUGAUGUGCCAAUGAGAGAGAGGCAGCAGGUUCCUGCAAAGGCCCUGAACACUCCUUACCCUGUACGACACCAUCCGCAAUCGCUCGCCGAACCAACAUCACUAACAAGUCUCGCAGNNCUCAUUGACAGUGACCCUCACUUCAAGCGCGUUGUUAGCUAUGCCCGCCCCGGCGACUACUUGUACGGCGUUGCUUUCGGUGCCUCCAUUCCCGCUACCAUGACCCUCAUGGAGCGCGUUUCUCCCACCGGUGUCUCCCGCAGUGUCUUCGCCAGUGUCAUGCGCCUUUCCGGUGGCAUCGGUCUCUUCGCCGGUUUCUACCUCUGCUACUCGAGAUCCAUCAAGAAAAGAUGGCUAACACAGUCACCAAAACAGNACCGUUUCUACGGCUUCACCGAGAACCGCCGCGAAAUCGACAUGGACAUGCGCGAGAUGGUCGACAAGGUCAAGCGCGGCGAGGAGCUCUACGGCAAGAGCCAGUUGACCGAGUACAUGCAAGGUGUUGCCUCGCGUCAAUCCCGUUACUCGGGUAUCUGGAUCCACAUGAUGCCCUGGUUCAACUUUGUCAACCACAACCAGCACGGUGUCGACACGGCAAAGUACUACCAGCAGGCCGAGAGGGAACUCGAAGCCGAGAAGGCAUGA